GACUUGCCGUGAGAUAAAAGAGCGUCCGCAAGAAGAGCCAAGAGGUUAGCGAGCGAAGAGAUCGAGACACAGAGGCGGCUCGGGAUCAGUGACUCGCUGAGUCGGCUAAGGCGAUUCCUUCCCUUCAUCAUCAAUGGGGAUUUGCCGCUUCCGUGUCUUCUCUCUCUCUCUCGCCUGCCGACGAUGUUUCUGAAUUAGCAAUCCAAGGUUUUUACAGUGUCCUCUCCGUCCUCAGAUCUCGUUUUCCGUUUCUUGGAUCAAGCUAUAAGUGGUGGAUUAAUGCGUUGGAGGUGUUCGCAAGGAAGAAAUUUCGCGUAUUUGCGGAAGCUGUACUUCUCUUCUCUUGCUCUGGGGAUCAAGCUUGGGUUACCUGAUGUAGAACCGGGUUGAAAUUCUUUCUCAAUCUCGAUUUUUUUUAUCAGUAGCUCCUGUUUUCUGCUGAUCGGGUUGUCUUCGUUUCAUCUUUUGUUGGGUUUUCCUCGUUUCAUGAUUUCUUCCGGUGUCUAUUUCUUCUCUGCCGGGUUCGUGUUGGUUUCAGACAUAGGCACUGGUCUGGAAGAGAAGAGUCUCUCUUCCCCUGCUGCUUCUGCUGCUGACCACAAAAGUCCCGUGGUUUCUCAACCCUUUUCGUAUCUCGGAACUUAGACAGUCCGGUUUCAGACACAGAUGGCAGUGGCAGUCUUUAAGACUCCCCUUACCGGGGAGUUCCAUGGGGCUAGUAAGAUGGAAGGGAAGCAGCAGAAACAGCCUGUGGGGCGAAGAAGACGGGUUUUUGUGCAAACUGAUACCGGUUGCGUCUUGGGGAUGGAGUUGGACCGUAAUGAUAAUGUUCAUACCGUGAAGAGAAGACUGCAAAUUGCUCUUAAUUUCCCCACCGAGGAAAGCUCAUUGACAUUUGGGGAUACGGUUCUGAAGAAUGACCUGAGUGCUGUGAGGAAUGAUUCUCCCCUUCUUCUAAAACGAAACCUGAUGCAAAGAAGCUCAUCUACUCCAUGCCUUUCGCCUACCGGGAGGGAUCUCCAACAAAAAGACCGCAGUGGUCCUAUUGAGAUCCUGGGCCAUUCAUAUUGCUUUUCUUCUGUGAAGCAGAUUGUGAAGGAAAUUGUUAAGGCGAUGAAGAUGGGUGUUGAACCGGUCUCUGUUCAUAGUGGGCUUGGAGGGGCAUACUACUUUAGGAAUGGAAAAGGUCAGAGUGUUGCAAUUGUCAAGCCUACAGAUGAAGAACCAUUUGCACCUAACAAUCCGAAAGGCUUUGUUGGGAAAUCACUGGGGCAACCCGGCUUAAAACGUUCUGUACGAGUUGGGGAAACCGGAUUCAGGGAAGUUGCAGCUUAUCUUCUGGACUAUGAUCACUUUGCUAAUGUUCCUCCCACUGCUCUCGUGAAGAUAACCCAUUCGGUAUUUAAUGUCAACAAUGGAGUGAACGGGAAUGGGAACAAACCUUGCGAGAAGAAACUGGUCAGCAAGAUUGCUUCCUUCCAAAAGUUCAUACCUCAUGACUUUGAUGCCAGCGAUCAUGGCACUUCGAGCUUCCCUGUAGCAGCAGUGCACCGUAUUGGGAUAUUAGACGUAAGGAUUUUUAACACAGACCGGCAUGGUGGAAACCUUUUGGUGAGGAAGCUUGAUGGUAUCGGGAGGUUCGGUCAAGUGGAGCUCAUUCCCAUUGAUCACGGCCUUUGCCUACCGGAAUCACUCGAGGAUCCCUAUUUCGAGUGGAUUCAUUGGCCUCAGGCAUCAAUACCUUUCUCUGAUGAUGAACUUGACUACAUACAAAGCCUCGAUCCACUCAAGGACUGUGACAUGCUCCGGACAGAACUUCCAAUGAUCCGAGAGGCUUGUCUCCGUGUUCUAGUCCUGUGUACUGUUUUCCUUAAAGAAGCUGCUGCUUAUGGACUUUGUCUGGCUGAGAUCGGUGAGAUGAUGACCCGGGAGUUUCGCACUGGGGAAGAGGAGCCAAGUGAGCUCGAGGUUGUGUCCAUGGAAGCCAGGAGGAGAUUGAUCACUGAACAUGAUGCUAUAUCUCCAUGGUCUGAUUUAAGAGAUGGAGAGUUUCAAUUCUGUCUAGACUAUGAUGAUGAUCUAGAGUUAGCUUCUGGUUCCAAGACGGCGGCCGAUGACUACUUCACCAGAAACCCCUUCUCAAAUGGACGUUCUUCCCUGGCAAAGCUCGAGGAGGAAGAAGAAGAAGAAGAAGAGAAUGAUACCGAGAACAACUUCGAUGCCCCGUCUCUUUCAAAGCUUUCGGUGACAAUGAAGAACACUCAUCUAAGCAACAUGGGCCAACAAAAAUACCCGAAAUUCGUUGGAACCAGAGGUGAGAACACAUCGAACAGGAGCACUGACGAGCUGAUUCGGACAAGUGAAAGCUUCGUGAAGGUAGCGGACAUGACAGAAGACGAGUGGACGCUGUUCUUGGAGAGGUUCCACGAGUUACUUCACCCAGCUUUCGCCAAACGCAAGACCGAGACUUUGAGGAAGAGGCAGGGACUUGGAACAUCGUGCCGGUUUUGACGGAACUUGAGACAAGAAAGGUCAAAGGCAAGGGAGAGGACAGAUAAUAGUAAAGUUAAGGAGGUAAAGAAGCUUUAGAGCCAUGGAGUCUUCGUAUGUUGGCGACAGAAGACGAAGACCACUCUCUGUGGAAAGAAAAGCUUUCAUCUUUGUAAACUGUUGUGAAUACCCUUUGAGACCCCCUUACCUUAAUAUUCGAUUGUAAUUUUUUUUUUUGGUUCUCUUACCAAAUCAGAUCAUGUUUGGUCUCUCGUGUUUUCUGUAAUAGUUUCCACAGAUAAAACUCUCUGGUUUUUUCUCGUCAUUAGACUAUAAAGAUUUCUUAACUUUCGGAUA
Messenger RNA from Tarenaya hassleriana, 2847 nucleotides. Its product is annotated as phosphatidylinositol 4-kinase gamma 7-like. Bases 667 to 2511 code for a protein of 614 amino acids. The transcript is spliced from 3 exons. The record is from RefSeq and is a predicted model, not a curated record. NCBI's taxonomy places the organism in Eukaryota, Viridiplantae, Streptophyta, Magnoliopsida, Brassicales, Cleomaceae.